Messenger RNA from Cannabis sativa, 3925 nucleotides. Its product is annotated as kinesin-like protein KIN-5B. The coding region runs from base 542 to 3670 and encodes 1042 amino acids. Gene Ontology annotation, biological process: microtubule-based movement. Gene Ontology annotation, molecular function: ATP binding; microtubule binding; plus-end-directed microtubule motor activity. The record is from RefSeq and is a predicted model, not a curated record. Lineage: Eukaryota; Viridiplantae; Streptophyta; Magnoliopsida; Rosales; Cannabaceae. The transcript has 20 exons.
UUCUUAAACAGGCCACAUAUAAGAUCGAGAUUCUUGAUCAUUGGGUCUAGACAGAAACAUGUAGUAUCAGUUACUUCUAAAUAUUUAUUUAAUAAAUUCAAAAUGAAGCCUGUAGUGACAAAACUAAAAGAAAAUUACAGUUUUACAAACAUUGAGUACUUAUGCCACUAAAAAUAAAGAUUGAGUUUAUGCCGCUUACAAAACGCUAUUUACCCUUUAUAUUUAGUAUUUGAAAUCACCCAAUCAUAGUAAAAAGGGAAGAGGAGCCUAGUUUGAAAAAGCACACAAAAGUACCACGUCAUCCUCACUCCACUCAAAAAAAAAAAAAAUACAAACUUUCUCACUUACAUUUCAAACUAGCCGUUACACUCUCCAUUCCUUUUAUUCAAAAACUCAUUUUCAAAAACUCAUCUUUUUCUUCCCCAAAACCAAAAAAAGCUCAUCUUUUUCAUCAAAUUCUCUCGAAUCGAAUCAAACCCUUUACUGAUUCUCAUCAAUCAAGCGUGAUUUGCAGUGAGUGAGAUUAUUGAGGAGCAAAACAAUGUCAGUUACUCCUGAUUUGAUGACUAGGAAAGUGGGUACUAUGGGAGGGCUUUCCCCAUCUCCCUCUCCUUUCCUCACUCCUCGUCCCGAAAGGCGGCGCUUAAUGGAUUCAAGAGGGGUUGAUUGGAAUCGCCAUGAUAGGGAUAAAGAAGUUAAUGUUCAAGUUUUGCUUCGAUGCAGACCUUUGAGUGAUGAAGAGGCAAAAUCCAAUGUGCAAAGAGUGAUCUCAUGCAAUGAGCAAAAGAAAGAGGUGACCGUGUUGCAGAAUGUAGCUAACAAACAAAUAGAUAGACUCUUCACCUUUGAUAAGGUUUUUGGGCCAAAAUCACAGCAAAGAUCAAUAUACGACCAAGCGAUUUCGCCAAUUGUUAAUGAAGUUCUUGAAGGUUUCAACUGUACUGUCUUUGCUUAUGGGCAGACCGGAACUGGGAAAACCUAUACUAUGGAGGGUGGAAUUAAAAACAAGGGUGGUGAUCUGUCUGCUGAGGCUGGUGUUAUUCCAAGAGCAGUUCGCCAAAUUUUUGAAACGCUUGAAGCACAAAACGCUGACUACAGUGUUAAAGUUACAUUCUUGGAGCUCUAUAAUGAAGAUAUAACCGAUUUAUUGGCCUCUGAUGACACUUCAAGAUGUCCAGAAGACAAGCAAAAGAAGCCCAUUUCACUAAUGGAGGAUGGAAGGGGUUGUGUGGUUGUGAGAGGCCUCGAAGAAGAAGCUGUUUACAGUGUUAGCGAAAUCUACAAUCUCUUGGAACGAGGGUCUGCAAAGAGACGUACAGCUGAUACCUUGUUAAACAAGCAUAGCAGCCGCUCUCAUUCUGUGUUUUCCAUUACUGUGCACAUUAAAGAAGCUACCAUUGGCGAUGAGGAGCUGAUCAAAUGUGGAAAACUUAAUCUUGUUGACUUAGCGGGAUCAGAGAACAUAUCUAGAUCAGGUGCAAGAGAGGGCCGAGCAAGAGAAGCGGGAGAGAUCAAUAAGAGCUUGCUCACCUUGGGCCGUGUCAUAAAUGCGCUGGUUGAACAUUCGAGCCAUAUACCUUACAGGGAUAGCAAACUCACAAGAUUGUUGAGAGAUUCUUUAGGAGGAAAAACAAAAACUUGUAUUAUUGCUACAAUUUCUCCCUCUGCUCAUUCUUUGGAGGAAACUUUAAGCACACUAGACUAUGCUUAUCGUGCCAAAAAUAUUCGAAACAAACCCGAGGCAAACCAGAAAAUGUCUAAGGCUGUGUUGCUUAAAGAUUUAUAUCUUGAACUUGAGAGAAUGAAAGAUGAUGUUCGAGCUGCAAGGGAGAAGAACGGUGUUUAUGUUCCACACGAAAGAUUUGUCCAAGAUGAAGCUGAGAAGAAGGCUAAGGAUGAAAAAAUUGAGCAACUAGAGAACGAUCUCAUUCUAUCGGAAAAGCAAGUGGAUAGCUUUCGCGAGCUCUAUGUUACCGAGCAAGAGCAAAGAUUAGACCUUCAAAGCGAGCUCAAUGAUUGCAAAGUAAGUUUGGAAACUACCAACAAGGCAUUACUUGAUUUACAAGAAAGCUAUAGAUUGGCAAUGGAAUCUUUGAAAGAGAAGGAGAUCAUUAUAUCGAAAAUGGUAUCCUCAGAAAAUUCUUUGAUUGAAUGUGCGAAGGGAUUGCGUAAUGAUUUGCAGUAUGCAUCAGAUGAUAUAAGUUCAUUGUUCACAAAAUUAGAUCAUAAAGAUAGGUUGGAAUCAGAAAAUCGAAACUUGGUUUUGACAUUCGGGUCUGACCUUGAUAAGAGUUUAAAAGAACUCCAUAAGGUCAUCAUUGGAUCUGUUUCUCAACAAACACAGCAAAUAAGAUCAAUGGAAGAACAAGUUCAUAUCAACUUUGCUUCUAAAUUUGAUGUGACUCAAGUAAUGAAGUCGAAGGUUGAGAAAAUGGCGGAAACAUACUGCUCGGGAGUAGCAAGCUUGAAAGAACUCGUUGACAUGUUGCAAAGAAAAGCAUCAACUGAUUUGAAUCAGAUAAAUGAUGUGGUUGCAUCACAAGCAACUGCUGUUGAGAAUUUCCUUGCCACUAUGGUUAUGGAUGCCGAGCAGGUGUUGAAUGACAUGCAAAAGUCUCUAAGUGAGCAGCAACAAAUAUUGGAAUUUUCGACGAAACAACAGGAGGAGGGACUGAAACGAAGUUUGAUUGCAGCACAAGUCAUUUCAAGUGCAAGUAUGAACUUUUUCAACGACCUCCAUAACCGUGCUUCUCAAGUUGGUAAAUUUAUAGAAGAAAGCUACAAUGAAAGAUCCCGCCAAUUAGUUAAUUUCGAGAGGAUGUUUAAGGAAGAGGCUGCUAGAGAGGAAAGAUCAGCUUUGGAAAAUAUUGCAGCCAUAUUAGCAACUGUAACAUCGAAAAAAGUUGCUAUGGUUUCAGAAGCAUCUAGAGAAAUCUUGGACUCGAAUAAACAGGAGAACACUAGAUUGGUGGAAGAGAUGUUGAACAUGGAACAAGUUUCGGUUUGUGCUAGAAAGGAAGUUACCGAAUUCUUGGAAAAGUCGGAAACUCGUUACAUGGAAGACACAUUUUCGGUUGCUGAACAUACAACCUUUAUGAAAAAUAGCCUGCACCAUAGUUCAAAGAGAGUGGAUGAUUCAAGGCAACAAUGGGAGAACACUCAAUCAUCCAUAAGCAAUCUUAACAAGAACAAUUUAGCAGAGAUAGGAUCUACUGUGAACAAAAACAUAUCUGCGAAUAUCGUUGCACACAAAGAAUUCGUUUCAGCAUCUCAAACUGUUGAUGAAGAAUUCAACACCAGAGCAUCUGAUACAUUGACAACUAUUAAUGAUUCGCUCAAUCAAGACGAGGAAAAUAAGAAGGAAAUAGAUUCAAUGACAGCCUUGUGUAUAUACCAACUCAAUUCAAUUGAAGAGAAUCAUGGGCAAGGCAUAUUGAAUAUUCAAAGUCAAACAGAGAAAUGUCUUACCAAAGAUUAUAUGAUUGAUGAUCAUAGUAACGAGACGCCUAAGAAACGCGUGGUAGAAAUCCCGAGCUUGAAAUCAAUAGAAGAGAUGAGAAGCAAUAUAAAGAACAACAAAAAGAACAACACAACAGAAAGCAAGAUCCCUUGUCUGCUUCUACCGCCAUUUUCGCCUAUCAGAACUCCUUUUGCAGAUGUUAAUGAGUAAAGAAAAAAACAGUUAUUGUCAUGUGUUGUAAUAGUAUGAAAAACACUACUACUCUACUCUCAUUCCACUCAUCAACUGAUGAGUUAUUAGAAUCUCUAUUAUGUGUAGGUAUAGUUGAGCUUUGUAGUAUCACAUUCUGGUUUUCAAAUUUUAUAUUUUUUCCAUUCCCACUAAUCAUUAUGGUGUGUUUUACUUAAUUUUAUAAGGAUUAAUAAGUAAACACAUUGAUUUUUGAUUAAUUAAUUCGAUUAGAGA